Micromonas pusilla CCMP1545 is the source of this 3065-nucleotide messenger RNA. RefSeq lists its product as uncharacterized. The transcript has 3 exons. Gene Ontology annotation, molecular function: 2-oxoglutarate-dependent dioxygenase activity; nucleotidyltransferase activity. The record is from RefSeq and is a predicted model, not a curated record. Bases 1 to 2955 code for a protein of 984 amino acids. Lineage: Eukaryota; Viridiplantae; Chlorophyta; Mamiellophyceae; Mamiellales; Mamiellaceae.
AUGGCGGCGACGCCGCGCGUCGCCGCGGCGCGACGAUCGCGCGGCGGCCUUCGUCGUCCACCACACGGAAUCGCGCUUCGUCUUCAUCAUCAUCGCGCGCGCUCGCCGCCGCCGCCGCCGUCGCGACGCCGCGCGCUCCGACGACGCGCGGCCGCGUCCUCCGACGACGCCGCGUCCUCCACGUCGACCGAGGCGCGCGACGCGCCGCCGCCGCGAACUCCUCCCCGGCGCGGCCGAGACGCCUCCUCGCUCGACGACGCGGUACCGUCGCGGCGACCGCCGACGCUCGGCGCGCGCGUCGAUAUCGCCGGGUCCGUCCCCGAGAUCGAGUGGCACGCGGCGACCGCGACGAGAUCCCGCCGCGACGACCUCGCGCGGACGCUCUCCAACCCCGCGACGUUCCGCGAGCCUCUGAUCCUCCGCGGCGCCGCGGACGCGUGGCCCGCGGUGUGCGACGCGACGCGCGAGUGGACGCUGACGCGCCUCGCGCGCGAACACGCCGACUUCGAGGGCGAGGCGAGGGUGUUCAACGACCGCGGCGCGACGAGGCUCGGCGUGCGCGACGACAGCUUCGUGUUCGUCGAGCCGAGUCACCCGGCGGUGCGAUCGGGCGCGUUCGACGCGCCGAGCGCGACGGAGACGGUGUCGAUCCGCGACGUCGCCGCGCGCAUGAUCGACAACACGUCGGGAAGGGACGGCGUGUAUCUGCAGGCGACGCUCGGCGAUUCGCCGCUCUCGGCCGAGGUCGGAUUAGGAGGGUCCGGCGACGGCGGCGUCGCGGAGGAGGAGGAGCCGUGGAAGAGCAUGGAGGACGCCGGGUGGGCGGAGACGCAGCCGCCGCGGCUGUGGCUCUCCGCCGCGGGCGCGACGACGCCGUUGCAUUUCGAUCAGAGCGUCAGCGUGCUCGCGCAGGUGCACGGGACGAAACGGAUGCUGUUGUAUCCGCCGUCCGCGCUGAGCCGAGCGCACUUGUACCCGAACUGGCACCCGCUGCGGAGGAGGAGUAAAGUGCGGCUGGACGCGGUCCUGAGCGAGGAGGAGUCCGCGGCGGCGUGGCCGCGGUGGACAGGCGGCGGCGAGGGCGAAGGCGGCGAGGGCGAAGGCGACUCGAUCGGCGAGUUGAAAAACAACGUCGUCGGGUCCGGGUCCGCGUUCGCGUCGCCCCCGAAGGCGUGGGAAGCGGUGCUCGCGCCAGGGGACGUCCUCGUGUUCCCGCCGCGGUGGGCGCACUACACGGAAUCCCUCGGCCCGAAGGUGUCCGCGUCCGUGACGAGGCGGUUUAAGGCGACGCGGGCGAACCCGCCGGCGCCGGCGCCCGGAGACGUCGCGAUCGGCUCGGAGGAGGGCGUGACCCCGGAGUCUCUGGACGCCGCGCGACGGUUCGCGCGGUGGGCGGAACGCAGAGGGUUCGUCCAGAACCCGACGCGCGCGGCGUCGCGCGCGGCGAGCUCCGCGGCGCGAUCGCACGCGCACUUAGCCAGAGACGACGACGACGACGACGACGACGACGAAGUCCUUAAGGAACGGCGUUCACCACGCGAACGCGGUCGUAUGGGAACCAGUCACGACGACGACGACGACGACGACGACGACGACGCGGCGGAUGACGAACCCCUUGAAACGUAUUCGAAUUUCGCGCACGGCCACGCGAGCGAAGGCCGCCGGUCGAUCGCGCAGCUCGAGGCCGCGCGCGUCGUCCGCCCCGUCUCGCGGCUGUCGCGGCUCGACGAUCACGGAAGGGUCGUCGCGGAAGACUGCGCGGCGAGCGCGCAGAGCCGGUCGUUUCGGCGGACAGGGGGCGCCGCGGGGCGAGGCGGCGCCGCCGCGUGGGCCGAGCAGUGGUGGGCCGCGACCGAGGACGCGGGGGACAUCGCGCUGAGAGUCUUCAACAACGGCGAGGUGGGCGCGACGGUCGAGGCGGGCGCGACGGUCGCGGACGACGACGCGACGGUUAACGGCGGGAUGAACGGACACCGCGUGAAGGUGAACCUGCGCGGCCCGUUCAGAGACGCCGCCGGGGAGGACGUCGUCAGGGUCGACCUCGCGAUCGUCCCGGGCGGCGGCGGCGACGCUUCGUCUUCCGCUUCCGGCGGCGUUCCGUCUUCCAGCCGACUGACGUCCGACCGCAUCACGCGCGCGGACUCGGAGAUCGCCGCGGGGCGCGUGAUUGGCGUGUACGCGCGCGGAUCCGUCGCGCGAGGCGAAGCGCGCGCCGGCGUCAGCGACGUCGACGUCGUCGUCGUGCUCUGGGGCCACGAGUCCGCGGACGACGUCGUCGAGCUCGCGCGUCAGAAACGCACGCUAAAGAAGCGUUUAUCCUCGAAAGAAGAGUGGCACGGCCGCUGGGGGCACCUCGCGACGAAGGCGGACGUGCGGGUGGUGACGGUGCCGCCUCCGCCGCAUCCCGCGGGGACGGCGCUCGCGGCGGCCAUCGCCGGCGAACCCCUCUCCCGCCAGUCCAAACCGAACGCGGCGGCGUCCGUGACGCUGUGCCUGGGCGAAGAGAACACGUUCGUGCUCGCCGCGGAGUGCGCGACGGUGUACGGGCCGGACUUGCCGAAGAUGCUUCCCGCGAGCGCGCGGACGCCGCCGCUUCGGUGUUUGCCCACGCUGUUCGAGGACGUCACGGAGGCGAUCGCGGACGGCGGCGAAACGGCUCUGAAAUGGGCGUUACGGCGUAUACUACGCGCCGCGUUCGAGCAGCACGUCGUCGCCGGCGAGGCGUGCCACGUAGGCGGCGCCGCCGCGGAGCCAGGGUGCGGGUACUACACCCGAGAUUUGUAUCACUGCGCCGCGUUGGUGUCGGACGCGAAGCCCGAGCUCGGGGAGGACCUCGCGAGCGCGCUCGUCGCCGCGGUGUACGGGCCGAGGGCGGCGUGGGGGGGGUUGUGGUGGGCGUGCGGCGCGGCGACCGCGCAGCGGUUGCGCGACGCCGUCGUCUACGGCGACGAGUGAGGCGACGAGCGACGAUGCGAAUAGUGCGUACCUCGCGCGACGACGACGACAGUGGACGCCGCCGCCGUAGAUCGCGAUGAGUUAUUUAAUCCCACUACCUUAUUACUAUG